UGGCGCCUAAUGAAAUGAAACACAUUCAACAUCACAACGAAUGUCAACUCUUUUCCGUUUUUAUGGCAUAGCGAGGUGGUUAAAUUAAUUGUUUUGGGCUUAAAUUAUUCCCUUGGAACAUGAAUAUUGAAGCUGGCCGACUGGAAGAAGAAGCGCAGAAGAGACGUGAUAGGUUAAAGAAUUUAAAGAGGCAUGUUUCAGAAAGUUCACAUUCUGCAAACCAUGAUGCUGCUGAACUACCAUUACCGAAACCUGUGUUUCGAAAUUACACUCCCUCGGAUGAUGAGCUUCGUCUGAACCAGUUACCCAAAGCUAAACCAGAAUCAAUUGAAAAUGAAAUUCAAAGUCCAACUGAAGCAACCAAACCUGAACCCCUAAUAGAAGAAGUGGAUCUAGCAACCUUGGCUCCCCGUAAACCAGACUGGGAUUUAAAAAGAGAUGCUGCGAAAAAACUGGACAAAGAGAGAGACUAAAAUCGGAUGAAGAUGUUUUGGCUGAUGCUGUAAAUAGUUACUCAGAAACCGUCCAUGAAGAUAAUUCUGAUGAUGAUUAAUUGUAAACACCUCAACCAAAAAGAUUGAAUCUUUUGAUCACAUAAAAUUAUUUUUCUUUUCAUUGUCUGGUAAAAUGUUUAUUUUAUAUGCUUACACAUUUAUUUAUGUAACAUUGUGAAUAUAAUUUUAAAAACUGAAGCAAAGUUUGUUUUUAUUUCUUCAUAUGACUAAAUAAAA
Messenger RNA from Uloborus diversus, 731 nucleotides. RefSeq names its product coiled-coil domain-containing protein 12-like. Gene Ontology annotation, cellular component: U2-type spliceosomal complex; post-mRNA release spliceosomal complex. Lineage: Eukaryota; Metazoa; Arthropoda; Arachnida; Araneae; Uloboridae. The record is from RefSeq and is a predicted model, not a curated record.